AUGUUCAUGCUCCCUCAGGGUUCAGCGGAAGCGGAAGGGCGUUCUGACGAAAAUCCGAUUGUUUUGUCUGGGGACAAGCCGUCUGAGUUCAGGAAUUUCUUGUGGGCUUUAUAUUCACUGCCGCCUGUUCUACGCACGGUCUAUUCCUCCUCAGCGGAUUUAAAUCUGUUGAUCGAUAUCGCCCGCAUUUCCAACAAAUACUCCUUCAAAUCUCUUGAAACAUGGGCCCUCGAUGCUGUACAAGAAUAUGUAAACCGGAAACCUUCACCCCUUCUUGUUGGUCUAUCCAAUUCGCCUGUUAUUCCUUAUUCCGGGACGGAAACAUCACUCGCUUCAGAUCCGCCUCAUGUCAUACCAGGUAUCGAGAGCACAACCCAGCUAACGAGCCUUAUACAGCUCGCGCAGUUCUGUGGACAUGAACGCCUUCUUAGUACCAUGAUUUCUCUUUUGAGACAGCUCAUGGGAAAGUCGCUACAGUAUGCUUACCUGGCUAUGACGUUGGCCGACGAUCUGGAUUUGCGAGCCCUUAGAGGUGCUGCAUACAUGGAAAUUAUGCAAAAAUCAACCGUCGUGAGACGUGGAGGGUCGACACAAGCCGUUCCAAAUGAAGGAGAACUCGACGACGAUGGUAGACUCGUUAUCAGUGCUGCGCAACAACUUCGCCUUCUGACUGGGUAUUGGCACCUCACACGGACUUGGGAGCGACUUCGAGUGUCACCACCACACUUCGUUCAUGCCUCCUCGUGUGGAGCAACUUGGCAUCAACAUGGAUGUACUCAAAGUUGGGUCGAAUUUUGGAAGGAUAAAACGAAACAUGACGCUGUACUCUCACUGGGGCUGGCCGAUGUAACGGGAAGGUUAAAACAAGUGCAGAAGGACUAUGAUAGAUGGGGAAGUGCGACAUACAUGCAUCAUGACUGUCGUAUGGCCGCUCGGAGAAGUAUAGCUGAAUUGAUCAGGCGUGUUGAGGAAAAGUUACCUGACUAUUUUUCGGAUGAGGGUUGUGAUGUAGAUGUACAAUUGUAG
Molecule: messenger RNA, 1026 nt
Organism: Marasmius oreades (fairy-ring Marasmius)
Lineage: Eukaryota; Fungi; Basidiomycota; Agaricomycetes; Agaricales; Marasmiaceae
Exons: 4
Coding region: 1-1026 (341 amino acids)
Source: RefSeq, a predicted model, not a curated record